Molecule: messenger RNA, 943 nt
Organism: Hibiscus syriacus
Lineage: Eukaryota; Viridiplantae; Streptophyta; Magnoliopsida; Malvales; Malvaceae
Exons: 3
Coding region: 86-628 (180 amino acids)
Source: RefSeq, a predicted model, not a curated record
AGUCAUUCCCCACCCCAUCAAUAUUCACACCAAUUCCCCAACAUAGUUGCAGAACCUUAGCCUUUGUCGGUCCAUUACAUUCCCCAUGGCUUCCAAGACUUUGGCUGUUCUUGCUUUUGCAUUGUUCGCCUUCAAUUUGCAAGCCACCCUAGGGGAAAUAACAUGUGAACACCUUGACCAAGACACAUGCGCCUACGCCGUGGCAUCGACCGGCAAGCGUUGUGUGCUGGAGAAGCACGUCAAGAGGAGCGGAGAAGAAGAAUACACUUGCCGCACAUCCGAAAUCGAAGCCGAUAAGAUCCGGAACUGGAUCGAAACUGACCAGUGUGUUAAGGCCUGCGGCAUCGACCGGAACUCCUUCGGCAUCUCGUCCGAUCUGCUCAUCGAGUCUCGCUUCACGGGAAUGCUUUGCUCCCCUCAAUGCUACGACGGCUGUCCCAACGUCGUCGACCUUUUCUUCAACCUCGCCGCAGGAGAAGGUGUUUUUCUUCCGAAACUAUGCGAAGCACGACAAGGGAACGUGCGAAGAGGAAUGUCGGAGAUCGAAGACUCAGGUUUGAUCGCACCAGGACCCAUCGGCGGCGGCGUGAGGUUCAAGGGACUUCCUCCGGCAAAUGCACCAUUCUAAAAUCUUGAUUGAAUGGAAAAUUUCACAAAAUUUUUACCAGUAGUCUGAAAUAAAAGGAGAGUUGCAGUAGCUAGGGGUGAUUUCUCAAGGCGGGUUCAAGUGCAUGCAUGGACCGGUGUGAUCUUAUUCGUGCAUGUUGUGAGCCAUGAGCUUGUUGCGUUCAAUCCAAUAAGAUGCUUCUUUCUAUAGGGUUUUGCUUAUUCAAAUGGAUUCUACCUUCUCUAUCUAAUAAUAUAAAUAUAAAAAAGUCUAUUAAUCUUAAAGGCUGUUAUCUAAUAUAUAACUACAUUAAUAAAAACAAAAUCGUUUUUAAUA